Molecule: messenger RNA, 2553 nt
Organism: Penicillium cosmopolitanum
Lineage: Eukaryota; Fungi; Ascomycota; Eurotiomycetes; Eurotiales; Aspergillaceae
Exons: 4
Coding region: 1-2553 (850 amino acids)
Biological process (GO): DNA double-strand break attachment to nuclear envelope; double-strand break repair
Cellular component (GO): Cul8-RING ubiquitin ligase complex; nucleus
Source: RefSeq, a predicted model, not a curated record
AUGGCGACGAUUGAAGGAUCCAAGCUCUUUGAGCAGUGCCGUAUCUUCAUCUUAUGCUCUCCCGAAAUUUCGCUUGAAACAGCCGAACAGCUUGCAGCGGUCAUCGAAGAAAACAGUGGUGAACCGUCAAUCUUCGAAAGUAGUCCCGAGAAAACAGACGUCAUCGAAUGCACCCAUAUCGUUUCUAGCACUAUCAACUUUCAAUCUUACGAUUAUUUUUCCAACGCCUUGAUCCCAAUCGUCAAGCCGGCCUGGAUCCAUACAUCGCUUUCGAAACGCAAGCUUGUGAACCCACGCCACUACAGCCCCGAUCCUCGGCUAUUCUUAAAUGAUGUGGUUGUAACCUGCGGUGACAUCCCGGAGGGCGACAAAGAUGCAAUUAUUGGCGCAGUGCUGGCCAAGGGUGGCUUAUAUAGCCCUAGGCUUACCGCCAUGGUAACUCACCUGGUUGACUUGAAUGCCGACUCGGAUAAAGCACGCUUGGUAAAAGCCAAAGCAAUGCGCACCAAAAUCGUUUUACCCCACUGGUUCGAUGAUUGCCUGAAACUUGGCCAGCGCAUUGAUGAGAAGCCAUAUAUGCUACCAGAUCCUGAGAUUCUACGUGCAGGCCCCAACGACCCCAUUCGAUGGAACGAAAACAGGGACGUUGCAGGCGCCUCAGCCCCCGCACCGCGUGACAUGCCUACCCCCACGAGCACUCCGAAUCAACUCAAGGUUUUUGAGGGACAGCAGAUCAUGCUAUCGGAAGAUCUCGAGAUUGGCUCCCAUUUGCGACAAUCCAUCGAAGCAGUGCUCGAGCAGAGUGGUGCCACUGUGACAAGCAAAGUUGAGGACGCAAACUGGGUUGUCUGCAAGUUCCGAAAAGGAAUUGUUUACCGACUCGCAUCUCGCUUGGACAAAGUCGUCGGUAACCUUGCGUGGCUUUAUUACAUGAUGACAUUCAAUACAUAUACUCGUCCUUUGAGUCGACCUUUGCACUAUCCAGUCUCCCCCGACCCGAUUCCAGGGUUUAAGGGGCUGAAGAUCAGUCUUUCCAAUUAUGUUGGCGAGGCAAGAAUCUAUCUUGAGAAUCUGAUUGCGGCGUCAGGGGCAGAGUGUACAAAGACUCUGCGACAGGAGAAUACGCACUUGAUCACUGCGCACGGAACCAGCGAAAAAUGCAAUGCGGCCCGAGAAUGGGGGCUCCAGGUUGUCAAUCACUUAUGGUUGGAGGAUAGCUAUGCGAAAUGGAAAGAACAGCCAGUCUCUGACCCUCGCUACAACCACUUCCCUUUACGCACGAAUCUGAGCGACAUUGUUGGCCAGAAAAUGCUGGACCCCGUUGUUCUUAAACAAGUUUUCUAUGCCGAGGAGAGUGCUGGUCCCGCGCGGCCUAUGCAGAUCAAGGACCAGAACACGACACAAUCACCAGGCGAGGAUGAGGAUAACUCAUCCGAAACCACACAGGGAACACCGCAACCUGCCAAGAAAGCUUCACGUGGACCAUCUGAGAAACGAGCGCUGCAAACGCCAGCGCGAUCACGUCUCAUUCCUGAAAAUAAGGAGAAUGAGACGCCUUCCUCCACCAGCAGCCGGAAGUCCAAGGAUGCAGCUACAGCACGUCUACAUGGGUAUGCUGACGACCUUGCCCUCUACGAAAAGGAGAAGAAACGCGUUGGUGGUGUUGUCUAUGGAGGUAGACGAGUGUCUGACGAGGACAGGGUUAAACUGGCGCAUAACCCCAAGAAACGUCGCUCCGCAGAGCCACAAGACGAGAGCGAUGACGAGGAGGUUGUAGAUACAAAGCGACAAAAGAGAACUCGACCACCGAUCAGCAUGCACUUGAUGAUUACAGGUUAUCAAAAGUGGAUUGGAAAAGCAAAUGAGAAAAAGCAAGAUGCAGACAAGCGUCACCUUCGGGAUCUCGGUAUCAUGCUUGUGCAAGAUGCUCGCAGGUGCACACAUCUUGCAGCGCCCACGAUUCUGCGAACGACCAAGUUUGUGAAUGCACUUGCAUAUGCACCAGUGAUUAUGAGCACAGAGUUUGUUACCAACUGUCUACAGCAGGACAAACUUCUUGACCCCGCCGACUUCCCUCUUGUGGACAAGGAAAAUGAGAAGAAGUACAAGAUCUCCCUUAAUAAGGCGGCGAGCAAUGCCAAGAAGAAUAAGAACAAACUCUUGAAUGGCUACCGCAUCUAUUGCGUUGAAGACAUCCGCGGUGGCUUUGAAGCAUUCAAGUCUAUUGUCGAUGCAAAUGGAGGAGAAUGCUUGCUUUUCCGCGGUCGACUUGCCCUAGCAAACAACUCUCGGCGCGAGGAGAGUGACGAUGAGGAAAGUGACGUUGACGAUGAUGGCGAUGACCGCGCACAGCAUGAUGUGUUUCUACUCAGUUCCACUGAGCCAAAGCAUGCUCGUCUUUGGCCUCGGUUCCGUCAAGUCGCGGGUGAGAUCAAAAAGACGGCCAGAAUCGUCCGCGUGGACUGGCUUCUCGAUAUGGCCAUGUCGCAGGAGUUGCGUGCGGCAGGUAACUAUGAGAUUACCGAGGACAUGGUCGAAGAUGCAGAUGAUUAA